Molecule: messenger RNA, 2472 nt
Organism: Labeo rohita (rohu)
Lineage: Eukaryota; Metazoa; Chordata; Actinopteri; Cypriniformes; Cyprinidae
Gene: numbl
Product: NUMB like endocytic adaptor protein
Source: RefSeq, a predicted model, not a curated record
UCUUUCGCUCUCCAUCCUCCCCUCGCCGUCUAUGUUGUGGAAAGACAAAAAGUUGAUUUGUUCCUCAGAGGCUGCAGCUCAGCACAUCCAGCCAAAUUCGCAUGUCUCCGUGCGUCAGCGCAUGUUUCCGUGGGCGAGGACACAUAUGGUGAUGAGACUGAGCACAUGUGUUAUUGUCGCCUCCUCCAAGUUAAUCUCUGAAGAGGAGGUGUGGUUGCCUCCUCCUCCUUUUGGAUCCCAAAACUGAAUAUUCAACAGCGUUUUGCCUCAAGCUUUUCAUCGAACGUCAGUUUUGACAGUGAAACAUCCUCGGGUGCUUCGAUUUUGAUACUUUACCUGGCUUUGGUCUUCUGACAUCUCUCUAAAAUGAGUUUCAGCAGUGAUAUGGAUGAGACAGAAGAUGGGAGCAACAGAGAGUUUGAGAGCGUGGAGAUGAAUAAGCUGCGUCAGAGCCUGCGCAGGAAGAAGCCCACCUACGUGCCGGAGGCCAGUCGGCCGCACCAAUGGCAGGCAGACGAAGAGGCUGUACGAAAGGGCAAAUGCAACUUUCCUGUCCGGUACCUCGGUUUGGUGGAGGUAGAGGAGUCCAGAGGGAUGCAUGUGUGCGAAGAAGCAGUGAAAAAACUGAAAGUGAGUGGGAAAAAAACUGUCAAGGCUGUACUUUGGGUGUCUGCCGAUGGCCUGAGAGUAGUGGACGACAAAACCAAGGACCUCAUUGUUGACCAGACCAUUGAGAAGGUGUCCUUCUGCGCGCCUGACCGUAAUUACGAUAAGGCAUUCUCCUACAUCUGCCGUGAUGGAACGACUCGCCGCUGGAUGUGCCACUGCUUCAUGGCCUUGAAGGACUCGGGUGAACGUUUGAGUCAUGCGGUCGGAUGCGCCUUUGCCGCUUGCCUUGAGCGGAAGCAACGCAGAGAGAAGGAGUGCGGGGUCACGGCUUCCUUCGACGCAAGCCGCACAUCAUUUGUGAGGGAAGGCUCUUUCCGCGUCUCCUCUGCUGGACAGCAAAGUGACCGGGAGGACAUCAUGAAACAAAUGCAGGACAAAAAGAAAGAAGCGUGUGGCAUUUCUGCAAUGCCGCCUGGAAAUGCUUCUCCUCCAGAGGGCGCGGCUUCACCGGGGGAGCGGGCGGAGCCAGGCGGGCCUCACGCCAUCCCGCGCCGCCACGCUCCUAUCGAGCAGCUGGUGCGGCAGGGCUCUUUCCGCGGCUUCCCGCAACUUAGCCAGAAGAACUCACCUUUCAAACGGCAGCUCUCCCUACGCUUGAAUGAUCUCCCAUCAACCCUGCAGCGGAAGACGGACUUCCAGACCAAGAACCCGGUUCCAGAGAUGGAUCUAUCAGUGGCAGGAGAGGCGGACAGUAUAAAUGCUCUGUGCUGCCAAAUCAACAGCUCUUUCACCAAACCAUCUGAGGAUCUGUGUGCCAAAGCCACCAGCAACUGCUUACCAGUUUGCAACGCUCCACCUGCCAUUCCCCCUCCACCUGCUCCACUGCAAGCUACAAGUUCAUGGGUUCAAACAGAACCGGCUGUCCAGUCUCCUCCACCAGUUCCUCAAGGCGGCCACAAGCGAACCCCAUCCGAAGCAGAACGCUGGCUGGAGGAAGUGGCUAAAGCGGUGAAAGCCCAGCAGCAGACUCCACCAACCCUACCACCACCACCCACUCAGCAACCUCCACCCGUGCCCACCAUGCCCAUCGCACCUGGUUCCCUCCCUUCCUCCAUGCAGCCGUUCCCAAUGGCCUUCGACGUCACUCCCGCACCUGUAGGCAUGUUUGCCCAACAGCCUCUUCAACCGGCUUUUGUACCUAUGCAGCCAUACAUGCCCAGUCUGGCCAACAGCAUGACCUAUCCCAAUGCCAGUGUACCCGUGGUGGGCAUCACACCGUCGCAGAUGGUGGCUAAUGUAUUCUGCACUGCGGCCGGAACAGGGGGCGGUGGAGCGGCGAUGGGGGUCGGGAUGGGGCCGAAGACGGGUACGCUUGGCGGGGGCCAACAAUCGGCUUUCCCCACCCUGUCCGGAGGCUUUCCAACCACCACGUUCGCCUCGCCUCCAACCGUCAACGGGCAUCCGCACAACUCCUUUCCAUCAACGACCACGAGUACGAGUGUCACGCAAAACGGAAGUACCGUAAAAAGCGGUACUGGUUGGCCAAUGGAGGGUCUGAAUCCGAAUCCCACAUGCAGUUCCCAGGAAGCAGAGCAUUUUGAGGCAAAGUGGGCUGCUCUGGAGUCCAAAUCGCAACCGAAGGCGCAAAACCCUUUUUCGAAUGACUUACAAAAGACUUUUGAGAUCGAACUAUAAUCGUAGGGAGACUGAACUAUUUCAUACCCUAUUCCCUUUCCCUUUUGUCUCUUAAAGGGUUUUCUAAUGCUCCUGGUCUGUUUGAGGGCAUUGGUUGAUGUAAGAGAUCAUUCGGUUGCAUUUUGCGUCAUUUCGAGAAUCAGACUCAAGAUUUGGAGAAAACAGAAA